CGAAAGUGAAAGUCUGAACAACGAGAGACCAUCUUCCACCCUUCAAACCUUUCGUCUUUUUCUCCGAAAUAUCAUUGGUUGAUUUAUUCUUCUUUUUUAAUUUCUCAUUUUUUGAUUUUAUUUGGGUGGAACGUCAGCCCGAAAUUCUUCAUUUACUAUUUUUGGGCUGUUUUGUGGUCUUCAAAGAGUAAAGAUCAGCUUCAGACGAGCUGAUUUCUGGAGGUUUCUAACACAAUUCGGGGAAUCCGAGGAAUUUGGUUUGAUUGGUUUAGGGAAUGAUGGGAAGUUGUAGUCCAAUAGAUGGAGAUGACUUCUUUGAUAGCCAUGAAGAAGAAGAGAUCAGUUCUGAUUCGGUUUCAGCUUGUUAUGAGUCAAAUUUUAGUCCCAGGAAUGCCAAUGAUGUUUUAGGGUAUGAAAUUUGGACUAAGAACCCAGAAAGUGUUGAUGAACGUAGAAGUAGACUUUUGAAUUGGAUGGGGUUGAGUUCUGAUUUGAGCACUACAAAUAACGAUGAAUUCAAUGAUGCAUGUUCUGAUGAAAUCAAGAUGGAUGAUAGAACUAGGGAUAAUGGUGAAACUGUACUGGCAAACUCGGAUUCCGAAGACAAUUUCUUUUCUGGUCGGUUUUCUCAAUCUCCCCGGUCAAAUGAAGCUUCUGAACUGGCUCAAGAUGAUGCUGAGGUGGAAAACUAUUCUUGGAAAAUUAGGAAUUUGGAUAAUGGAUCGGAGUUUGUGGUGGAUGAACUGGGUCAGGAUGGCACACUUAGUCGGCUACGUGAAGUGGGUUCGAAUAAAGUGAUUCAAACAGCCCUCGGGUCUUCAGCUUUGGUGCAGAAAUUAUUGCGCCGGGAUUCAAAGCAAUCCGAUAAUGGUGUUACGAAGAAGAAAUUGAAAACAAGUUGGUUUCAGAAGCUAGCUUCUGUCGCUCAUCUUGACGAUAAAAGUCACAAGACAAAGGGAGCUCAUUUGAAUUCCAAGGGGUCUAUAAAGGCUUCUGGCACCAGCAUUCAAAGAGUUCGAGUUCAUGCAUAUAAAAAACAUUCGAAAGAAUUGUCCUCACUUUACACCGCGCAAGAAUUUCACGCUCACAAAGGCUCAAUCUUGACAAUGAAGUUCAGUCCCGAUGGUGAGUACCUAGCAAGUGCUGGAAAAGACGGAAUUGUGCGUGUUUGGAAGGUGGUUGCUGCCGAAGCUCCUAAGGAUCUGAACAGCCAGGAUGUCGAUCCUUCCUGUUUGUACUUCUCACUCAGCCAUUUAUCUAAAUUAGCUUCGCUCGACAUUGAUAAGGAGAAGAUAGUCCAGCUGAAAAAAUCGAGAAAAUCAUCCGAAUCAGCUUGUGUCAUCCUCCCACCAAAAGUAUUCCGGAUUCUAGAGCAACCAGUACAUGAAUUCCAUGGGCAUGUGGAUGAAGUUUUGGCCCUUUCCUGGUCAAGAAAUGGGUAUUUGCUGUCGUCCUCUGUUGAUAAAACAGCUCGUCUGUGGCAAGUAGGACAUGAUCAAUGCCUUGGUGUUUAUCCGCAUAAUAACUAUGUCACCUGUGUGGAAUUCAGUCCUGUGGAUGAUAACUAUUUUAUUAGCGGUUCAAUUGACGGAAAAGUACGUCUUUGGGAGGUGCAGCGUAGCCGAGUGAUUGAUUGGACUGAUGUUAAAGAAAUCGUGACUGCUGUGUGUUAUUUCCCUGAUGGAAAGGGUGGCGUUGUGGGAUCCAUGGAUGGCAAUUGCAUAUUCUAUGAUUUAGUAGGUAAUCGUUUGCAGAUGGGCUCUCAAGUGAGCUUGGAAACGCGAAAGAGAAUAACUGGAUUUCAGUUUUGCCCGAACGAUGUGAGCAAAAUUAUGGUUACUUCUGCUGAUUCACAAGUUAAAAUACUUCAUGGCUCCAACAUUAUCUGCAAAUUCAAAGGCAGCCGAAAUUCGGGAAGUCAAGUUCCUGCAACGUUCACGUCAGAUGGGAAGCACGUCCUCUCCAUCUCCGAAGAUUCAAACGUUUAUAUAUGGAGCUAUACUAGCCAGGACCAAACCGCUGCUUCUAACAAAAAGAACGUAUGGUCAUCCGAGAGUUUCUUCUCCAACGAGGCAUCAAUCGCCAUACCCUGGUGUGGGUUCGAGACCAACUCAGCCACACUGCUGCCCGGGAGGGCUCUGGCAAACGGGGACAUCAAUGAGAAGAGGCUGUCGUCUUCCCCAGACUGCUUCUCUUUGAGCCGCAGUUUCUUCCUGGACUCGUUGAACAAGGGGUCCGCGACAUGGCCAGAGGAGAAGCUGCCGGAUUAUUCGAGCCCAGUAACGGUGUCGCCUUCGAUAUCUAAGCCGGAUUACAAGAUUUUGAAGAAUGCUUGGCAGAGUGCUUUUAGUUCUCCCAACUUAUGGGGGCUUGUGGUGGUGACUGCUGGGUUGGAUGGAGUCAUCAGAACAUUUCUCAACUAUGGUUUACCAAUUCGUUUCUGAGAUAGAUCUGUUGCCAUGGCGAUUGGAAGUUGAAGACUGGAAAAAGUAUAGGUUACAGGCUUCUUCUAAUGUAUAGCUAUAAUAUUCAUUUUGUCCAAAAAAAGGGGGAAAAUUACUUAUAGCGUUGUUUUUUUAAGGUAGAUAUAUGUAAUGUUGUAUAAGCAACAACUAAAUUGAGAAAUAUACAUUAAAUUAUAUGGCUCCAAUUUAAAAUGACAUAUUCAUGACU
Ipomoea nil (Japanese morning glory) is the source of this 2673-nucleotide messenger RNA. Its product is annotated as WD repeat-containing protein 44-like. The coding region runs from base 276 to 2444 and encodes 722 amino acids. Gene Ontology annotation, molecular function: protein binding. The transcript is spliced from 8 exons. Lineage: Eukaryota; Viridiplantae; Streptophyta; Magnoliopsida; Solanales; Convolvulaceae. The record is from RefSeq and is a predicted model, not a curated record.